GAGCCGUAACGUACUGCUCACCCCUUUCUAAAUUCCAGCUGUAUUACGCAAGAAUGAUAAGUCGAUACUGUAAAUCAUAUCGCACGAUAGCUACGGCAAGAACCGCACUCAACUCAAUGUUUUUGCCAACAUGUCACGCUAGCUCAGCUACGGUUUUAUUGGCAGUAUUGGGGAGUCUCAAACUUUGACUGAAUUCUAUAUAAGUCUCUGAAUGCUCCCGGUCAACUCUACAUUCUUUUUCAUAAUACAUCAGAAAGUCUAUCUACAGAUACUUCAUUCAACAGAAUACUCUCUUCAGAUUCUAGAUCACAAAUCGAAAGUUUCUACCUUCUUACUCUUCGUCAACGAAACAAAUCUCCAAGCGAACUCUACUUCUUUUCAUCAAUAAAUCGAAGAAGAAAGAAACACUAUAAUCUCUUCAAUCAUGUCAUCCACCUCAUACUCGUGGACCAACACAGCUGCCAUUGCAAGAAAGGCAACUCGUGCGACUGGAGAAAAGAAAUUCAGCACUCUCCAAACGUUUUUAAUCGCACUGGGUGUCUUGAUUGUUUUUGGAAUAAUCGACAAUGUCACACCACUCUGGAGCGCAUUGGGCAUUAAAUCAUGCGCCGAAUAUUCCGAAUCUAUAGAUUUUGAGGACCAUACCCCAAUUAUUAUAGAUGAUGACAUUACAGAAGCAACCCAACAGCAGUUGAUGACGCCAGCAGCACCCAGAAGAGACCCUAGGGGAAGAGGCCGCAAGCAGGCCCAAAAUGAAGAAACUCCAAUGACGCCAACGACUCUGAGAAGAAGCUCUAGAGUCAGAGAGCUAAUGGCGAAGAAUGGACUGGCAACACCUGUUCCGACUCCUACAAUAUCGAAGAGAACUACCAAGGCCAAAGCAAAAGUCGUCAAAACUGCGCCACUCGACGACUUUUGCGAGCCGGUUUCAACUCCAACCGGUCGCAAGAAGGUGAUCAAAGGCAGGGAGAAGCAGAUCAUCCUAGACGAAUAUGAUGCCUUCAUGAAUGAGCCGGAGGAAAAAAAGGCUGAAAAGGCACCGGAGGAUGACUUCGAUUAUGAGGGAUACUCCACCCCAUGGACUGCUACACAACGCAAGAAUGUGAGCAAGGGAAGGUUCGGAAAGGUUGUGAAGGGGAAAGGAAAAAAGAAGGCCUAAGAUCGGUCUGAUGGAUUGAGCGCAAUUGGCGCAGGUUGCUAGCCUGAUGGCUGGUUUUUUUUUUCAAAAAAAAAAAAAAAAUUCUUUUUUACUUUGUACGGUACACAAUAUGCGAGAUAUAUCUCGGGGAGUUACUGUCAGGCA
Molecule: messenger RNA, 1303 nt
Organism: Botrytis cinerea B05.10
Lineage: Eukaryota; Fungi; Ascomycota; Leotiomycetes; Helotiales; Sclerotiniaceae
Exons: 1
Coding region: 425-1159 (244 amino acids)
Source: RefSeq, a predicted model, not a curated record